CUUGCAACAACAUUCGUGUGGGUGUGACGACAGAAACCAGGAAACAUUUUACAGUCAGUGUGGUUUGACUUUAACUCUUCACCGGUAUCUGUUUGUUUGGGUCUUCACCAUCUGGACAGAGAGUUUCUUUGACAGGAGUGCCUGGAAGAUUUUCACUACUCCACUGUCUGAGAAGAUUUGAAAAAUGUUUCUGUCACUGGCUCCUUUCCUUUAUCUUUUGGCUGUCAUUACUUCAUCUGCCCACAGCGGAAACGUUCUGGUGUUUCCACAUGAGGGCAGCCACUGGGUGAACAUGAGGGUACUAGUUGAGCAGCUGCAUUCAAGAGGACAUGCUGUGACUGUGAUUCGGAAUUCUGACAGCUGGUACAUAAGUGAAACGUCUCCACAUUACACCAGUAUCACAGUGAACAUGGCUGGUGGUGGAACGGAGGAUUUUUUCCGUCAAUUUGUCUCUGAUGUUUUUCGAAUCAAACGAAGCAAGGGGUCUGCUUGGGCCCUACUGUCUUUACAGUUCGAGUUGAAAAACAAGUUCUUUGAACUGCACAAGAGAGUCAGCGAAGUAGUUACGCACAUACUUGAAAAUAAAGAGUUAGUCAAGUCCCUUCAAGACGCCAAGUAUGAUAUGGUUUUGACGGACCCUGCCAACGGAGGCGGGGUGAUGCUGGCUCACUAUCUUGGAUUGCCAUUAGUGUUUAAUGCUAGAUGGACUGCACAUGGCGAAGCCCAUUUUGCUAUUGCACCUUCUCCGCUUUCCUAUGUCCCGCUUUCACCUUCAGAAUUGACAGAUCAAAUGACUUUCUUUGACAGGGUCACAAACAUGGUCUUUUACUUCACGAGGAUGCACCUGUACAAGCAGAUAGUUGGCCCACAUUAUUCUGCAUUGUCCAGUCGCUACUUUGGUUCAACAGACUACUUUCCCCUGUUUCAAGCCGCAGACCUGUGGCUCAUGAGAGUGGACUUUGUGUUUGAGUUUCCUCGUCCCACCAUGCCUAAUGUUGUUUACAUGGGAGGGUUCCAGUGUAAACCCGCAAAACCUCUUCCACAACACCUAGAGGAGUUUGUGCAGAGUUCUGGGGAACAUGGGGUCAUCGUCAUGUCUCUGGGGACUUUGAUUGCAGAGCUUCCUCUUGACCUAGCUGAUGAGAUUGCUGCUACAUUUGCCAAAUUGCCUCAGAAAGUUAUCUGGAGAUAUAAAGGUGACAGACCAGCCAGUCUGGGCAACAACACCUUAAUAGUUGACUGGAUGCCACAGAAUGACCUCCUAGGACAUCCAAAGAUAAAACUUUUUGUAAGCCAUGGAGGAACAAACGGAAUAUAUGAGGCGAUUUAUCAUGGAAUUCCAAUUGUAGGAAUUCCCAUUGUGUUUGAUCAAGCCGACAACCUCUCCAGAAUGAGGGCAAAGGGUGUCGCAAAGGUUAUGGACAUUUCCGAAUUGGAUCGGAAAACUUUUCAGCGGGCCAUAGAGGAUGUUCUGAAUGAGCCCUCGUACAGGACGAACAUGCAGAGACUGUCCAGGCUGCACAGAGACACACCAAUGACGCCGCUGGAUACCGCCACAUUCUGGAUAGAGUUCGUCAUGAGACACAAAGGUGCAGCUCACCUGAGGACAGAGUCCUACAGAAUGCCCUGGUAUUCCUACCACUCUGUUGAUGUGGUUUUAUUUCUUCUAAUGAUUGUGCUGCUUGUUAUGUUAUUUUUUGCAGGGUUAGUGUGGUCAUGCUAUCGAAUGUGUUUCAAAAGAAAAGUGAAAUCCGACUAACCAGGAAAGAAGGAUUCAUCAGUUUCAUAUGAAUGUUUUGCUGUAGUACAGCGCUGUGAUUUGCAGAGCAGGCUGUAAUCCUGUUGGAAUGUCGAAAUUACUUAGAUUUGUUUGUCAUUUGUGUUUUUAAUAGAUAUGUGAUAUGUAUGCGUACAUUAGUUUGUUUAAAUAAAUGUAGAAAUAAACUUGUCAAAGGAG
Molecule: messenger RNA, 1957 nt
Organism: Acanthopagrus latus (yellowfin seabream)
Lineage: Eukaryota; Metazoa; Chordata; Actinopteri; Spariformes; Sparidae
Product: UDP-glucuronosyltransferase 2A2-like
Exons: 2
Coding region: 185-1759 (524 amino acids)
Molecular function (GO): UDP-glycosyltransferase activity
Source: RefSeq, a predicted model, not a curated record